AAAGAAUAUUUAGUGGUAAAAUUUUAUAUCCAAGUUUCUAAAGAAUCAGAAAAUACUAUAUGAGUCGUUUUAACAUUUUACGUGUCACAUUACUAAAACUUUGAUUUGUCAUCUAUUUUAUGAACGUGGAGUGUUUUAUAUUUAUAAUUUCACUGAAGAAUUGAAUUAAGUGCCUUCGGAAGUUGCCUUAAAACCUUUAACAUAUUGAGCACAAAUAUCACCGAGAAUGGGGUUAGGAGGUUAUUCGAUGUCGGGAAAGAAAUCUUUACUGUGGGCCUAUAUUCUGUGGCUUUUUGGCGGUAUAUUCGGCUUACAUCACUUUUAUCUAAGACGGGAUAGACAUGCUUUUGUUUGGUGGACAACUCUCGGCGGUUUUGGUAUCGGAUGGCUGAGCGAGGUAUUUCGUCUUCCACGUUAUGUCAAAGAUGUAAAUGAAGAUCCUCAACAAAUGCAAGAGGUGAUAAAGAGGAUCCUACACAACAAAAAGCCACCAUUCUCAAUGAAUCGCUUCACUGGAAUGUUAAUGGUGGGCUACUCAUGGGGGCAGAUGAUGAUGUCUGCGGUGCCACCCGAUAACUUUUGGGGCAUCAAUUUAAGAUAUCUCAACUAUCUUAUACCCUUGGUGACAGCUCUUGGUGUGUGGACUGUGGGUAAUAUUGGAAGGGAGCAAGGCUCACUCAAGUGGCCAUUGUUAGCUGCUUAUGCUUCAUAUCCGAUCCGGUUCUACAUUUACGAUGAAACAGUUUGGUUCACUUUGAUGGUUCUAGCAACCGCACUUAGCUUUGAUUCCUUCUCUAAAGAGUGGAGAAGAACCCCGAAGAGACGUAAUCUUCCAACACGUAUUGCUAUAUUGGGAUUGUGCGCAGUAUUAUAUUUGUCCAUGUGGUGUAGCUACUUGUACUUCUAUGGUACAAUUACUGACAGUGAGGGUGAUGAAGUGCCUAUCUAUGAGGCUUUGUAUCACUUCUUUACGAGUCCAUGGUGGUUGGAUGUAAAACAAUGUCUACUCGAUACAUACCAAUAUGCACAACAUCACGGAUGGUAUGAAGUGUGGAAGCAAAUCAUCGAUCUAUCUGAUCCUCACGGUGAACAGAAUGCUUAUAAGGUAUUGGGUCUCGGACCAACGGCAACGCAGCAAGAAAUCACAUCUACUUGGCGGAAAUUGUCUCGCGAAAAUCAUCCAGAUAAAGUAAAAGAUCCAGUACAAAGACGUGCUGCUCAGGAAAAAUUCAUGGAAAUCCAGCAAGCCUAUGAAAUACUUUCCAAUAGUAAACACAGAAGGAACCGUCGUAAUAAGAAAGAUAACUCGGAACCUGUUAAAGAAUAACUUUGAUUGACAUUUUUCUAAUUAAAAUUUAAAUCUAAUUAACAGACUAACAGCUGAAUAUUGAAACGAAUUUUAUUGCUUCUCUAUGUAAAUGCUUGCAAUCUGACAGAUGUCGAAUUUUAAUGUAAUCUAGAGUCAUUCAUUGCAUUAUCAUUUGAGACAUCUAUAAUAAAACUAAAAUCAAAUAACUCAAAAACUACUUGGUUGGGUUUUUUUCAUUUUAGUCUAAACUUACAUAAA
This is a messenger RNA of Papilio polytes (common Mormon), 1567 nucleotides long. It is a transcript of the gene wus, whose product is annotated as dnaJ homolog subfamily C member 22. The transcript is spliced from 6 exons. Gene Ontology annotation, biological process: endocytosis. Gene Ontology annotation, cellular component: plasma membrane; early endosome. The record is from RefSeq and is a predicted model, not a curated record. NCBI's taxonomy places the organism in Eukaryota, Metazoa, Arthropoda, Insecta, Lepidoptera, Papilionidae. Bases 227 to 1327 code for a protein of 366 amino acids.